GUCGACCAGUAGAGGAGGAAGAUGGCGGCAGGCGAGAUGGUGGCGUUUCCGGGAGGGCUGGAUGUGAGCAAUGAGCUGCCGUGGGCUGUGUUGGUGGCUGGCGAGCAUCAUUCGAUUGUGGGCGAGGGAGGGACCAUGGGUGCCCAUGUCUCGUUAGCGUACAUCGGAAGGGCAUACACUACGCUGCGGAAGCUGCUUCCUCGAGAUCGAAUCGUGGUCAUUGCGCAGGCAAAGGAGACGAUGGCGUGGUUGAACAAGGCGGCGAGCACGGGCCUGCCACUCUUCUCGCCGUCGAUGGACGAGGCGAGAUCGGCGUCGCGAUGGGCUGAGCGUGAGGCCGAUAUGGCCGAGGCUGUCGAGAUGCUCAUGGCAGAGGGAGGCGCAAACUAUGACGGACAAGAUGUCAAUCCGCAGACGGUGUUGAACGUGCUGCGUGGGCUGGAAGGCGGGCGAUCGGUCUUGUUUGCCAUCUACUCGCACGGAUGGUCGCACUACGUGAUGGAGAAGGACGAUCCGGCACUGAGCACGCUCCUAGCGACGACGCCAUGCGAUCUGUGUGGGGACGUGCACAUGCCCGAGUUGACAUACAAUCACGAGCACUCAUCGACGCUCACACGCGAGUUCUAUGCUCACAUGCCGUACGCUUCGCCGGACGACGAGGCCUACGGGGCGGUCUCGCACUCGCACAUGCCGCAUGCGCUCAAGUACUUGUACUUUCAGCAGCUGUUUGAAACGUACGCGGCGCUGAUUGCAGACCGGCCGAACCGGCCGAUUGUGGCGCUGUACAACUUUUGCGGGUCGGGCGGGAUGACUAAGUUCCUCUCGCGGGAGUCGUACCGGCGGUACCACGGAGUCAGCACGUGGCCGCUGUACGGGAUGACGUCGUCAGGUGAGAUGGAGUCGUCGAUUGUGGGCCUCUUUCCGAUCUGGUUCGAGCUCCUCGACGCGGCAGCCCGCGAGGCUGCGCUGGCCACAACGACGCUUGCGGAUCUGUUCAAGGCGGUGGAGGCGACGUAUCUGGAGCGCAAUCCGGAGCUUGUGUGGCAGGAGGAGAUAAUUUCAACACCGUGCAUCUCGUGUCUGCAGUUUCAGGGCAAGACACGGUUUAAGCGCCUCUGCUCGCAGUGCUACGUGCAGUACAGCGAGGAUCCGAGUCGGUUUGAUAUGCGGGCGCUCCGGGCACGGGCGCAUGGCGCUGGCCAAGUCGAUCGCGCGUCGGACGAGGUGUCGUCGAUAGCGUACAACCAGCAGAUCCACCAGGUUGUGGCCAAUCCGACGGUUGCCGACUGCUCUCUGGAUGCCUUGUUUGUUCCAUGAUUGCUGUCGUGAUCUGCGGGGGAGUGGAUGGGGUGUGGAGAGGCGGAGUUGCGCGACAAUGCCCACGAUAUCUGAAUGCAGGCAGUAGAUAGGAAUACAGAUAACGUCAUAACCAAAGACUAAAGAGAACAAAGUGA
Messenger RNA from Thecamonas trahens ATCC 50062, 1454 nucleotides. RefSeq lists its product as uncharacterized. Lineage: Eukaryota; Apusomonadida; Apusomonadidae. Bases 22 to 1317 code for a protein of 431 amino acids. The record is from RefSeq and is a predicted model, not a curated record. The transcript has a single exon.